Messenger RNA from Populus nigra (black poplar), 1799 nucleotides. RefSeq lists its product as uncharacterized. Bases 239 to 1702 code for a protein of 487 amino acids. The record is from RefSeq and is a predicted model, not a curated record. The transcript is spliced from 4 exons. Lineage: Eukaryota; Viridiplantae; Streptophyta; Magnoliopsida; Malpighiales; Salicaceae.
GCCCCUCUCCACAUCAUUUCUAACAACAAUUUUAAAUCCGCCCACGUCUCUCUCUCUCUCUCUCUCCCCCUCCCCCUUUCUCUUCUAGAUUCUGGAGCUAGAAUCCGGAAUCUAUCUAUGAUUCUUGUCUUUGUUUAGUUACAAGAUUAACUCUUCUUAAUCAACCAAGCAACGAUCAUCCUAUAAUCACCAAACCAGUAAACUUCCCUCUCAAGAAAAUCAUAAGCUGACCCGAAAAAUGACCAUGGACCGAAACUCGCCACCAGAAACACCAGGCAGGGACUCAAAAUCAAUUCUUGUUCUCUCAAUAGAAUGUCUAAAAGGGACUUCGAAAGCUGACGAAUGGAAGGUAGACAUGCUUCAAACAGGAGAUAUAGUAGAAGAAAUUCUUAUCGGAUCCGGGUCGUCGUCGUCGUCAUCAUCCGGGUCUGGCGGGUUGACAAGAUAUAGCGCUCCAUUCAAGAAUGGAAAAAGUGGGGUUCAAAAGAUACUUCAUAACUCGUUCAAAAACAAAGAGACUUCGAUUGUUGUUCGAGUUAGACGUGGUGGAGAUGAGUUUGCUGAGUUGCAUGCCUGUGUUGUGCCCGAGUCGGGUUACAAGAACAAGUAUGUUUUGAGGUCUAUUGCGGAUCCGAAUUAUUCUGUCGGGUUCACAGAUCGGUCUGAAGCCGAGUGCUUUGAAUUACAAGCUUCAAGAAGCUCCAGAAUUGUUAGUGCAUUACAGAGGGCUAAGCUUCAAGAUGGAUAUGUGGGAUAUCCGUGGGAAAAGAGGAUGCAGGAGUUGCUAAAUGUUCCCAAUUCAAGCAGCUUUCUUUCUUUACUCCUCCUUCCAAAAGCUUCAGAUCGAGUUGCUUCUCGGUACAAUGACUUGGAGGACACUCUUGCCAGGGCAAAUGCGUGGCUGCACGCAUCUCAGGCCUCUGGGGUUCCAAUUGUUUUCAUGAACAUUCAAACUGAAUCCCUGCUUACCAAGAUAUCUGGAGAGACAGCUUCUUCAACUGUGAAUGCUGGUUCAUUGUCUGAUUUGUCCAAUCUUGCUCAUGUAAGCUUGUAUGGUUUUGAGGAUUAUCAUGGGGUUGAUAUCGGUGUAGUUAGAGCAGUUCGUCUCUGGUAUGCACCUUUAUGUGGAGAAUUUGCAAUUGAGGUCGAAAUACAAGAAGAUGAUACAAAGCUCGGAUUUGCCAUUAGCCGCACAGAAGAGGGCUUUAUCUUCAUUUCUUCCGUUAUGGAUGGUGAUGAAAGUGCACCCUCGACAAGGUCAGGGCUCAGCAAUCUAUACAAAGAAGCAAAAAGUGCAUCAAGAUUACUAGUUGUUUCAAGAGUGUCAAACGAGAAAGUCCUUCCUUGGAUGGUUUCGUCAACAGGAGCAGUCCGAUGUUUUGACACUGUCUCGCUAAGCCAGAAACUUUCCUUGCAUCGCCAUGCCAAGGUGCCUAUUCUCAUUCAUGUUUUCUUGUGGGACAGAACAUUGCCAUCACCAAGUGCAGGCAGUGCUAGGUUUAAGUCUGUCUCCCCUCCUGUUCUUGCAUUCCCACCCGAAAUUCAGUUGGCACACCAACUCAGUCAGAAUCAAAUACUGCCUCUGCCAGCUGAUGUUCCGAAUGAUGCAGUGAACGAGGCCGAAGUUAGGCUUGAUCGAGACACAGCCGGAGAAGCAUCAUUUCGGUUCCACGAUUUUUCACCUCCAAACAAUUGGGUAUAAUAUUAUUUUUCGUUGUGCUUCUUCCUUGACAUUUCCUUGGUGAUUGCUGUGUAUAAAGAAAAUAUACAGAGUCAAGAAUUUCCUUUGAUUUCAUUUA